GCCAGAUAGACGAAAAUCUCUUCACCCUAAUCUAGACUAAUUCAAAUUACCCUUUUAUUCUGCCCAUAUGGGAGUCCACGAGAUACCCUGCCUCACUGUAACCUCCAGCUGUACGGACACAGCAGUGACACCAUGGCUUCUUCAAGGGGUCCUGGUGGAAGUAAAGCGGCUAGGUUGUUGAGCGUGCUGAACCCCUUGACAUGGAGACAACGCCUCGAACUGGACACUCGAAGCUUCCUUAUCAUGUUAAAAGGUGCUUUGCCACCCACGAUCGUGAUCGCGAUUUAUCAGAGUAGCGCUAUAGCAGACAUUACCACGACGAUCGGUUACCUGUCAGCCCUGAUAUCGGUGCUGUCACAGGCACUCACCCCCCGAGCCAAGUUCAUGCGGAUCAUGUUUUUUGACCUCCUAUCAACAUGUGUAUCGGCGUCUCUCUGCUGUUUAGCAGUCUUUUGUGCGGUACGGGCGAGAGAGCACAACACCCCGGCGGGCGCCAGCGAGACCGUCCGAAACGGUUUCAGUAGCGAUGCCUGUGCUGUAUCCGCCAUAUGGCUGAUCUUCAUGAUCUGGAUCGCUAAUACGAUCCGUGCUUGGCGUCCGAUGGAGCUGCAGGAUCCUAUGGUCGCCUUCUCCAUCUUCUCCUGCGUCACCAUCACCCGCGGGGGUAUGUUUACCACCCUAUCGGAGGGUCUGUCGUUCAUUUCCAGAUUGCUGAAGGGGUUUAUGCUGGGGUUCGCAAUUGCCACCGGGGUUUCUCUCCUAAUACUCCCCAUCACUAGCCGAGGGCAUGUCUUCGACGAUAUCAAGGCCUAUAUCGCGCAAAUUGACACCGUGCUUCAAUCCCAGGUCGCCUUUGUGAAAGGCACGUCGGAGGUCUGGACUAAUAGCCAAGGGCUUCUGAAUAGAACCCGCACGGCUCUGAGUAUGCGGGAUAUGGAGAACAACCCCAGCUCGGAUCUAGAAUCGAAACAGAAAGCUUUGACGGCUUCGAUAACCAAGUUGAACACACUGCACGGAAAGCUACAAUCAGACUUGAUUUACUCGACUGACGAAAUUGCUUGGGGCAAACUGUCAGCAGGCGACCUGAAUAAAGUUGGCAGUCUGCUACGAAGCAUCUUGUUGCCGCUUUCUGGAAUGGCAAUGCUGCCUGAAGUGUUGGAUAUGAUUAUCAAGAACGAAGGGACGCGCCAUGGUAGUCUUGAACCACGAGAUGACGGUGAGGAAGGAUCGGUGAAGAAUUCCGAGAUUCAGAAGGUUGUCGAAACGCUUCACGGCCGCCUCGUGGACGCCUCCCGAUUGGUGACCAUUGGAUUACAAUAUGUCCUACUAGCCUUUGAGCUUGUCAAGAGAAAGCAGAUGGAGGAACAGUGUCUAGGGAACCGCGACGAAGAGGCAGCAGGCGAGAUACUCGCUCCGCUACAGCCGGAUUUUGCGCUGCGGUUUGAGAAGGCUAUGAGGCAAUACUUCUCACGUCGCAAGGAUCUCACGAAAAGUCUAGCAUCUCUUGAGGCAUUUUCCUCAGAGAAGUUAAAUGAUGCUACAUGUCAAGAUGACAUGAGAGCGGUUACCACUGACCCCGAUGUCAAACAGGAAUUUUUCUUAAUUCUGUACAUGGGUCACUUGCAGGAUACCCUGCUGAUGGCGACGCUCGAUCUGAUUCAAUUUGCAGAUAACAAGAUUGAGGAUGGUACCAUGGAACGAAGCCGAUUGAUUCUCCCAAAACUCAACAGCAUCCGAAGAUGGCUUUCUCUUGAUUCCUCGGAGAACUCCAAGACAGCGCCGGAAAGCAGACAAUCCUCACAUGUCGAUCCUUCUCCGGCCUUUGCACAAACUGAAGCAAACAACUUCCCGGACCCCGAACAUCUUCCCCCUGCGAACUGGUUCGAGAAAGGCAGCUUGGUGCUUCGAUACUUGUCACAUUUUAUCCGUUCCGAGCAAAGCCUGUUUGGCUUUCGCGUCGCUGCAGCUGCAUUUAGCGUCGGUAUUCUGGCAUAUCUCCGUCAAACCCAGGAAUUCUUCAUCCACCAAAGAUGCAUCUGGGCCAUGAUCGUCAUUGUGAUCGGAAUGAACCCCACGAGUGGACAGACAAUGUUUGGCUUUGUCGCGCGCAUCGUCGCAACCGCCGUCUCGUUAGUUCUGAGCCUGAUUGUCUGGUAUAUCGUGGAUGAGAAGACUCCGGGUGUUAUUGUAUUCCUCUAUCUCGCCAAUGUCUUCGAGUACUACUUUUAUGUGAAAGUCCCACAAUACUUUGGAGCAUCUGUCAUUGCCAUCGUGACUCUCAAUGUCAUUGUUGGAUACGAAUUACAGGUCCGCAAAUUAGGCGUCGAGGUCGCCACAUCCAAUGGUCAACCCUACUACCCUAUCUAUCUCUUCGGACCCUACAAACUCGCUGCCGUAGCCGCCGGCUGCGCCAUCUCCUUCUUCUGGGUGGUGUUCCCCUAUCCAAUCACCGCCAAAUCGACCCUCCGAAAGUCCAUCGGACAAGGCCUCUACGUGCUGGCCAAAUUCUACAGCUGCAUGCACACAACUAUCGAGCUCUGGCUCACCGGCGAACUCGGCGAAACCGAAGAUGUCCGCUCCGCAUCCUACACCCUUGAACGCUCACGCCACAAAGUCUUUAAAGAAGAGAUGCUCAUGCUCAACAGCCUCCGCAUGCACAGCCAUUUCAGCACUUUUGAGCCUCCUAUCGGCGGCAAAUUCCCCAAACCCACCUACGACCAAAUCAUCUCCCAAAUCCAGCGCAUGCUAACGAGCAUGGCCCUCAUGGCACAUACCACCCAGAACCUGGACGCGUUAUCCACCAGCGACUCCAGCUCCCAGGACCAACACGACAAUGAGGAUGACAAAUGGGUCUCACGUCUCGCGUCGAUUGCUCUUCAAUCCUCCGGUUUCAAGUCCCACAAGAUCACCUCCCUCCUCUGCCAUCUGUCUGCUUCGGUGUUGAAUUCGCAGCCUUUACCGCCAUAUCUAUCAACGGGGGACACAUUUCCUCUCGCCAGGGAAUUGCAGCGUAUCGAUGAGAAACUGUUGAGUAUUCGCCAUGUACAGGACCCGGCUUUCUCGGCGUUCGUUUGUCUCGAAGUCUUGAGGUCGGUGGUUGGUUUUACCCUGGAUGAUCUUCUGUGUAAUGUGAAAAGCUUAGUCGGGGAACUCAGCUUCGAUUUCCACGUCCAGCAUGCCGCCGAGUCUCAGCGCUUGAUGUCUGAAGCAAAUACCCAAGGUGAUUAGAUGGUCUCUUGGCCGUACAAAUAAAAGUAGAUUAUUG
Molecule: messenger RNA, 3265 nt
Organism: Aspergillus ibericus CBS 121593
Lineage: Eukaryota; Fungi; Ascomycota; Eurotiomycetes; Eurotiales; Aspergillaceae
Exons: 7
Coding region: 133-3228 (1031 amino acids)
Source: RefSeq, a predicted model, not a curated record